CAUGAUUACCGUGAAUAUCGUAAUCAUCAAGUUCUAUUACAAUAAAUUUCUCUUAUGAUUACGUUUAACCCUAAAAACUGAAAAUGUGAUUAUAAUUCUCAAUUCAUAAAGGAACUAAAAUUAAGAUGUUACAUUCAACGGGAACAUUAUCGCCACAAGAUAUUUUGGCAGAAGUUAGAAAAUUUAUUUCUGGAGCAGUUCGACCAACACAUAGUACAAGUACGCUCGAUGUAACAAGAACAGCUUUAUCUUUACUUCGAAAUGUUCCUGCUGCAAGAGAUGCAGUACUCGAAUAUUUCUGCAACGUGUUUUUUGUCGCAGUUACCAAAUAUGUUCGACAAAUCGAAACGAAUCAAAAUUUAACUAUAUGCGAAGAAACUAUAAUAGCAGAAAUUCACGUUGUUUUAAGUAACUUUAUUAAUGGAAAUCCCGAAGCAUGGGCACCAAUUAUUUCAGCAUGGUCAUUAGAAUUAUUAGGUAAACUUUCUACAGAUUAUGCAAAACGUGGAAAUUUACCUGUAAAUGCUGGAAUUAAUGAUUUCCUUCAACAGUGGAUGUCUUGUUGUGCUACCCGUACUCUAAUUGAUAUCACAGCUCAAUGUCUUCAAUGUCUUAUGCAUUCAGAUACAGAAUCUUGUAUUAAAGCAUUGUUAGAUACUAGUGUAUUACAUAGUCCUCAUUUUGAUUGGGUAGUGGCUCACGUUGGAAGUUGUUUUCCAAAUACAGUUAUUACCAGAGUGUUAUCAUGUGGGUUAAAAGAUUUUUGCACAAUGGGACAUGAACAUAAUAUUAAAAAUCCUAAAUUGAAUUCAGUGGUUGGAAUUUUGGGACAUUUGGCUGGUAGUCACUUUCAAGAUAUUACAGCAGCAUUAUUAGAUUUAUUCAAAGGGAGUUUGAAAGAAGAUGUAAAUAUUGAUGAGGAUACAAAGAACCAAAAAUUGGCUACUGUACCAUUUCUGUUAAAUCUAGCAUCACUUUCACAAACUCUUUUAAAAGCUAUAACUACUGAUGUAUUACAAACAUUAAAACCAGACAUAAUUCCACAGUUAGCUUUGUUUGCAUCAGACUGGUGCAAAUACUUUGAUAAUCAACCAGAAGCUUUAAUAGAUUUGACUGUUCAUCUGAUAUUAGGAUGUGAGCAGGGAGCAUCACAAAUUAUAAAUAUUUUACUAGAUACAAGUUUAAAUACAAGUAAUGUUGGAUAUCAUAGCGUUAACACUGCUCAAAGUGUAAAAAAUGUAUGUUCUGAGAUAUUAGAAUUGGUGUUACAAGAAAUUGAUCUACUUUUGCGAACACAUGGACCACAAUCUGCAAAUGUUGCUUUAUUAAAUUCCGUGAAACAAGAAUUGCCAUUGAUAUUACCAUUACUCCUAAAUCAAAAUCCACUACGAGUUCAAACAGCUACUAGACUUUUAUGUUUCCUUGGAAGUCAAAGUCCCAAUAUACUAGUAUCUGCUGCAUCAUACAUGUUAGUCAAAGCUGUAACUACUUUUCAUCUUGCUGCUUUAAUACAGCUGGUUUCUAAUAAUAUUAUAUUAUUUUCUUCUAAUAAAUCUGAAACAGAAAAUGUAUUAGCUAGCUACAGUUACUUUACGCAAGUGGUAGAACAAGCAGUUAGAGAAAUCAAUUAUAAAAAUGUUAUAGAAACACAAGAAACAAGGCAACUUUUUCAAAAUCUUGCAAUAUUAUUAAAGUGGGAAAAAUCUACUAAAGCUGUAGUAUUCCGAUCAAAAAUGAUAACCCAGGCUAUAAAAUCCAACUUACACCAAAUUUCUGCUCUAUUAAUGAAGACAACUGACUUUAAUUUAGCCAAUGAUAUUGCUAAAAUGUUAGAUUUAUUUAGUAUGCCUGUAAAAGAUAAUUUUACACCAAAUGUAGAACUUACUUUAAAGUUAACAAGAGCUGUGAUUCAGUACUUCUUUUUAUGUAUAGCAAAAGAUGAUAUUACAAAAAAGCAGCAAGGUGUGAAAAUCGUCUGUCAUUUACUAAAAGAUUUAACUUUUUAUUCGCCAUGUGCUCGAGUUUUAGCUUUAAGGGAAAUCUUAGGACAUAGUAUCAAUAAUGACCCUGCAAAAUAUUUUGGAGCAAAAGAAAAGUUUGAACCAAAAUUUGAGGAAACAUUACUUUUACAUCAAAACCACAAACAGGUUACAAGUACAAUGUUAGCUCAAAAACAUUCUUCAGUAUUUCAUGCUGGAGUAAUUGGACAUGGUCCUCGAAAACCACCACCAGAAAAUACAAUUGAUAAAGAGACCAUUGCUCUAAAUAAAAUAUUGUUAAUAGAUGUAAUAAAGGCUUGUUGUAGUAAUCGAGAAUCGGAACGAUAUCCUGUAAAUCUAGAUGCUUUAACAAUGGUCAGUUUAUUGUUAGUUGAACUAGUCUCACCUGAUGUUAUGUAUAAUGGAUUACCAUGGCCUGAUGAAGAAUUUACAAAGGUUACAAUAGAAAGAGAUUUGCAAAUCCGCAGAACAUUCAAGGAUGUACCAUUAUUAUGGACAUUGUUAGAAUUAACAGCUUGGUACAGACCAGCUUUAGCUUACUGUUCCGUUCUGUUGAGAGGCAUUGCUGCUACAGUUAUGGCCAAUUGGAAUACAGAAGAAGGUAUUUUACUUGUGAGUGUUAUGGCACUUGGUCAGUUAUUACCAUCUCCAUUGGCAAGUAUAAGGGAUAUUUUACCAGUUCUAGAACCUCAUCAGAUAAAUAAUAUAAUGAAAGAAUGUGUAUGGGCUUACAUGCGUGAAAAUGUUCCAUCACCAGCUCUUUUCACGCGUAGCGAAGGAGCUAAUAUUGCCUGGCGAGAUACGGAUACUUCUACUCCGAAUUCACGAUUUACUGAAACACUCCGUUUAGUUUUAUUAUCCAAUAUUCAUACAUUGGGUCCACUUUAUGCUGCCCUUUUUUACAAUGAAAAUAAAUAACUAAAAAAUAAACAACUUUCUAUCAUAUGUACAUAUUUCUGUGAAUAAGAUACCAAAAAUCUAACAAAUAA
Molecule: messenger RNA, 2989 nt
Organism: Eufriesea mexicana
Lineage: Eukaryota; Metazoa; Arthropoda; Insecta; Hymenoptera; Apidae
Gene: omd
Product: integrator complex subunit 5 omd
Exons: 11
Coding region: 126-2918 (930 amino acids)
Biological process (GO): snRNA 3'-end processing
Cellular component (GO): integrator complex
Source: RefSeq, a predicted model, not a curated record